CAGAUCUAGACCUCUUGUCGCGCUUGUCUGCCUUCACGUCCGCGGCCAUGGGAUGCCCGCCCGCCAGCGCGCUGAUUUGCUGUGAGUCUUAGAGCUGCUUAAAAGUUCCACCAGGUUAGAAGAGUGAUGACCAUCCUGUUCCUUACUAUGGUUAUUUCAUACUUCAGUUGCAUGAGAGCUGCGCCCCUGAGAGAUGCCCCGGGCAUGCGGAGCCACCGGACGGACGGCUACCUGGGCGCCGCCGUGACGGCCGCGCGGGGCCACGGGACUCCGCAAAGCGGGGGCGGGCCAGGCCAGCGCGGAGCACUGCCCUCGCUCACAGACACGUUCGAGCAAGUGAUAGAGGAGCUGCUGGAGGUGGAGGAAGAGGCGGCCCAGUUGGGACAGGGGCCCGACAGCAAGGGUCAGGGAGGCGGAGGCCCAGCGUCCUCGGCGGCCGCCGCGGGGUCGAAGGAUGUCGAUCUGUACGACUCACGGGUGAUGAUCAGCAACCAAGUGCCUUUGGAGCCGCCGUUGCUCUUUCUCCUGGAGGAAUACAAAAACUAUCUGGACGCCGCCAACAUGUCCAUGAGGGUGCGGCGACACUCCGACCCCUCGCGGCGUGGCGAGCUCAGCGUGUGUGACAGUAUUAGUCAGUGGGUGACGGCCGUGGAUAAAAAGACGGCAAUAGACAUGUCUGGGCAGACAGUUACCGUCAUGGAGAAGGUCCCGGUCCCCAACGGCCAACUGAAGCAAUACUUUUAUGAGACCAAAUGCAACCCCAUGGGGUACACAAAGGAGGGUUGUCGAGGAAUAGACAAGCGGCAUUAUAAUUCCCAAUGCAGGACAACCCAGUCCUAUGUGCGCGCGCUCACCAUGGAUAGCAAAAAGAAGAUCGGCUGGCGGUUUAUACGGAUAGACACUUCAUGUGUAUGCACACUGACCAUUAAAAGAGGGAGAUAGUGUAUAAAAUGUAUAGAUUUUAUUGAAGAGUUUAAAAAAA
Messenger RNA from Lampris incognitus (smalleye Pacific opah), 982 nucleotides. It is a transcript of the gene bdnf, whose product is annotated as brain-derived neurotrophic factor. Bases 127 to 942 code for a protein of 271 amino acids. The record is from RefSeq and is a predicted model, not a curated record. Lineage: Eukaryota; Metazoa; Chordata; Actinopteri; Lampriformes; Lampridae. The transcript is spliced from 2 exons. Gene Ontology annotation, molecular function: growth factor activity; nerve growth factor receptor binding. Gene Ontology annotation, biological process: negative regulation of neuron apoptotic process; regulation of neuron differentiation; positive regulation of peptidyl-serine phosphorylation.